Molecule: messenger RNA, 2236 nt
Organism: Branchiostoma belcheri (Belcher's lancelet)
Lineage: Eukaryota; Metazoa; Chordata; Leptocardii; Amphioxiformes; Branchiostomatidae
Product: probable sugar phosphate/phosphate translocator At5g04160
Exons: 4
Coding region: 387-1538 (383 amino acids)
Cellular component (GO): Golgi apparatus
Molecular function (GO): antiporter activity
Source: RefSeq, a predicted model, not a curated record
GCAACACGGAAACCGGCAUCACAGCGGAUGGUGGAAUCCUACAACCUUUAUUUCUCGAAUUAUUCCCUUAAAAUGACCUUCUAAGUGCAACUUUUAUCCAAAAUAUGUCGAAAACCUUGCUGAUAGAACGGGUAAAAAUGAAAACGGUUCAAAACGAAUGUAGGACGUCCUUCUUUAUACCGCGUGACUCACAGGCACAUGACUGACGGCUGUCACCUUGAGGGUCCCUUCCUACGUCACCGACCCUUACCGACCCUCAGUAUGACAUCACUGCGGAAACUUUAUAUAGAGCAGCCCGCCCUGGCUUCGUCAGUCAGCAGUCGGAGGCCGCUACAGGAAGCAGUCGGCAUAUUUUCAACCAGAGAGAAGUAUUUUCCACACUUACCAUGGCUGUGUCCCGCUCCAGGCGGUCUUACUUCAACAACAACAACAGAUUCAAACCUGAAGCCAAGAUGGGCGGUGGAGUACAGAUCAUCGGGGCGCUAGACUACGGCUCUUUCGCCGAGGGACAGGACGCGGGGACUGCGAUGGCACUGCUAUCGGACAUACGGCUCAUGACCUACGCGUCUAUUCUAGCCUGGUUCGCGCUAGGAGUCGGCAUGGCCAACGUGAACAAAUGGAUUCUCUCCCACCACAGUUUCCCCUACCCCUUAUUCCUCACGACUCUGCACAUGCUAGCCUCGUUCCUUGUGGACUACUUCGUCAUCAGAUUCACGGAUUUAGGAGCAGCCUACGGAGAUCCUGAGACGAGACUAAAGCUCCCCAAGCAGCUAGAAAAGAAGAUUUUGAUUCUGAGUGUGGUUUUUAGUACCAGCGUGGCGCUGGGUAAUGUUGGACUGAAUUACCUUUACGUGUCAUUUACGAAGAUGAUCGCGGCCACUGCACCUUUAUUCACCAUCAUCCUGGCAAGAGUACUCAUGGGUGUCAGAUUCCCUGUAAUUCGUGAUGUUGUGUGCAACAGGCCCAGCAAGUAUGUCUACUGCAGUAUGGUGCCAAUCUGCAUGGGGGCGCUGCUCAACACUGUGGGAGAGGUGAACUUCCACAUGCUGGGAUUCAUGGCAACCCUCCUGUCUACUAUUCUCAGGGCAGCAAAGAGUAUCCUACAAGGUGUUCUGUUGAAGGAUGAGCGUAUGGACUCCAUCCGUCUCCUGUACCACAUGUCCAUCCCCAGUUUCUUCCUCCUGCUGUUCCUGACGCUGGUGUUUGAGAGCUCUGCCGUGUACGACGAGGAUCUCCACACAAACCCCACCCUCUGGGUCCUCAUCCUGCUCAGCUGUGUCAGCGCCGUCGGAUACAACACCAUGACGUUUGUCGUGACGUACUACACCUCCGCUGUCACGCUACAGGUCUUGGGGAAUGUCAACAUGCUUGUGAACGUGGUGGUGUCGGUCCUGAUCUUCCAGAACACGGUGACGGGCACCAGCCUGGCAGGGAUACUGGUCACCCUGCUUGGAGUCCUGAUGUACCAGAGAGCCAACCAGAUCAGGAACUUCUUCCAGAUGGUCAACAGAUACACAGGUGGUCACGAGAAGGAAUGAGCUAUUCAGGUGCAGCAGCUGCAAGCUGCACCUGCAUGGUCAUACAUAGAGUCAUGUACGAGUACGUAGUACCUGUUUCCCAUAGUGCCCUCAGAUACUGUGCAUUAGAACUGUUGUUAACUGUAAGGUAACAACCUCUUUUAGGAUGUUAUUAUCCAUGAAAGAAAGCAUAACUUGCUCUGGACAUGGGAGCAUAGAAACUGUUGUUUCCAGUGCUAAAAGUUUGGUCUGCAGAUUAAAAUACAUGGUAAGAAGGCAUGAAGAACUGUAGAAGUACAGAAAUAAUGCAGGCACAUCACCCAAAUUGUAGCCACCAAUGGUGUGAGCUAUUCAGGCACUGCAAGCUACCAGUACAUGCACUAGUCUCCACCAGAGUCCUUUUGCAGUAUGCCUGUGUGGUCAUGGAUGCAUUACCACAGCUCCGCCAGGGGGCAUGAUAGAAACAUGUUAUGUGCUCUGAGUCUGAGCUCUUGUGGGGAGCUUUCAAAGUUACAAAUACAUGUAGCUGCUAGGACAAAGGGGAAAGUGAAGAGAAGCUGGUAAAAGUGAGCUGUUUUGAAGCUCUAGAAACUUGGAUGGAAUCUGACAAAUCAUCAAAGGUUAACAGAUAUGUAUGGUACUGUUGUGAAGGUUGAAGAAGGAUACUUUUAGUGUUGGACGCCAAUGUAGAGUUUUCAGUUCGGGAAAAAGAUUUCAUU